Molecule: messenger RNA, 681 nt
Organism: Epithele typhae
Lineage: Eukaryota; Fungi; Basidiomycota; Agaricomycetes; Polyporales; Epitheliaceae
Product: tetraspanin
Exons: 6
Coding region: 1-681 (226 amino acids)
Source: RefSeq, a predicted model, not a curated record
AUGCCUUCCAAAGGAACGAUGACCUUUUGGGGUCUCCUGGACGUGUCUCUCCUUGCAGCGGGCGCGAUCAUGGUGGCCUUUUCCCAAAUCUUUGCCCAGCCGAACCUUCUCAUCAACUUCGCGCUCAGCAAGAGCCAGCUUUUCAGCGGCCUAAUCGGCGGUAUUUUCCUCCUCGUCACUUGGAUUGUGUCCAUCUGCGGUAUCGUCCAGAAGAAUCACGUCACCUUCGGCCUCGUCGUUCUCAACUGGUUCCUCCUCAUUGACGCCAUUGUCAUCCUCGUCAUUGGCACCGCCCUCUGGAUCUUCUCUCUCCAAGAACGCACCAACUACCUUGUCUUGUUCAAUGCCGCCACUCCUGCGACCCGCAUUGCUCUUCAGGACCACUACAAGUGCUGUGGUUGGUUUACCCCCAACGACACCGUUGAGAUCGGCGGCUUCUGCGCGAACCUCACGUUCGCUAACUCGCUCGUGGACCCCAACAACACCGAGACUGGUCGUUGCGUUGGUCCUGUCACGAAGGAUGCCGACUACACGCUCAACAACGUGUUCACGACUAUCUAUGGCUUCAUGGCUGUUGUGAUCGGCUUGUUCCUGGCAACGAUGUGUGUCAUUAAGCAGCGUGAAGAGGAAGAGCGAUUCAAGAAGAUCGACGCCAAGCGCGGCGGCCGGGGCUUCGUCUGA